GCCUGAACAGACGUGAACCAUGGACCCCUCAGCUGGGUCCUCCUUCGGCGCUGAAUCAACCGGCAAUGGCGAGCCAGACCGGCGGAUGCCGUUUCCUCUAGCAAUUCUGGGCACGCAGCGCGAGACCGCUGCCAACCUGCUUAGGCCCUAUAUCGAAGAAGGCCGCUUGAGCGAAAGUGAUGCAGCGCGCACGCUUGACCUUGUGUCAGCGGACAAGACGAUUUUCCACCGUGCGGUCGUCCCCGCGGCUGUAGGUACCGCGGUCUCUGUUGUGCUAUACUACGCGAUGUCCCGCAGGGGAUACUCCCUGGGCAAACGCGUCAUGGUCCCCGCUGGCGUCGGCACCAUCCUGGGUGAAUUCAUCACCAUAAAGCGCCUUCGGGACGACUACGCGGGCUGGAAAAACGGACUGACCGACGAGCCUGCUAUGCGCGAGGUCCUGCGCGAGCUGAUGUAUGCUAACAACCGCCGCAGGGAGGCGCCAGGUUCGGGACCCGCGCCGGCUCCCGGUCGCGUCCAGCAGCAGGUGCAGGCUGACGCACCUGUCGACCGCUGGAGCGAGCUGCGCAAGGAGGCGGGCGUGACGCAGCCGUCGUCCUGGGAUACGCUCCGGCAAUCGAAAGGGCGGGCGGGGCUGCCUCCGCCAGUGGCGCCAGCGUCGCCCAUCGGAGCGCAGGCAGCGGCAGCGGCGUCGCCGCCCGCGGAGCAGCUGGAGAUGACGCCCGAGGAGCGGCGCUUCAAGGAGAUGAUGGACAGAGAGAACAGGCCGUCGAUGUAGCGUGCUGAAUGCGACGUAACUUGCGAGCAAUCCCCUCUCUCACUACUGCUGGGUAUGUUCAGUGGCGCAAAGAGACAGUGCGGAACUAGCAAUGUGCGUCCAAGAAGCGAGCGUCAUGUCAUUCGUGGCGUAUAGGACAACAUAAUUCGUACACAACAGGUAUCAAGUUCAGUCUUCGCUAAGAUAAGUCCAUCGCACGUAAGUAGUAGAUACUCAAGAAUGCAGUCCUCGGCCGCAGAGACACGGACGCUGUAGGCUCUUACACGCGCGGUGCAUCCCCGCCCGUUG
Molecule: messenger RNA, 1066 nt
Organism: Schizophyllum commune H4-8
Lineage: Eukaryota; Fungi; Basidiomycota; Agaricomycetes; Agaricales; Schizophyllaceae
Exons: 3
Coding region: 20-778 (252 amino acids)
Source: RefSeq, a predicted model, not a curated record